AUGACAGUAACUAGCAAUCUGAUAAAACUAACAAGUGAACAUCUCAACUUCUUAAAUGAAAGUUUACAGUCAUUAAUACCACAAGAUUUAAUCAAAUGGGCAUAUUUAACAUUUCCAAAUUUAUAUCAAACAACAGCUUUUGGAUUAACUGGAUUAGCUAUAACAGAUAUGAUUUCUAAAAUACCCAAUACUAAAAUAGAUUUAAUUUUUAUAGAUACAUUAUAUCAUUUCCCACAAACUCAUGAUUUAUUAGCUAAAAUUGAAUCAAAAUAUCCAAAUUCUAAAAUAAAUGUUUUUAAACCACAAGGUAUAUCUAACGAGACUGAAUUUGUGGAGAAAUAUGGUGAUCAAUUAUGGGAGUCAAAUGAUAAAUAUUACGAUUAUUUAGUAAAAGUUGAACCAAUACAAAGAUCAUAUAAAGAAUUAAAUGUAAAUGUUGUAUUAACAGGUAGAAGAAAAACACAAGGUGGGUCAAGAAAUACCCUUACAAUAUUAGAAUUUGAUGAAGUAAACAACGUCAUAAAGAUAAAUCCAUUAUGGGAUUGGGAUUUUAAAAAAGUUAAAAAUUAUAUAGAUGAAAAUAAAGUACCUUAUAAUGAAUUAUUAGAUUUGGGGUAUAAAUCUGUGGGUGAUUGGCAUUCUACUGUUCCUGUUGGUGAUGAUGAAGAUGAAAGAAGUGGGAGAUGGAAAAAUAAAGCUAAGACUGAAUGUGGUAUUCAUAUUGCUAAUGAAUUUACAAAUUUCAAAUAA
This is a messenger RNA of Lodderomyces jiufengensis, 750 nucleotides long. It is a transcript of the gene MET16, whose product is annotated as phosphoadenylyl-sulfate reductase (thioredoxin). Gene Ontology annotation, molecular function: phosphoadenylyl-sulfate reductase (thioredoxin) activity. Gene Ontology annotation, cellular component: cytoplasm. The transcript has a single exon. Lineage: Eukaryota; Fungi; Ascomycota; Pichiomycetes; Serinales; Debaryomycetaceae. The record is from RefSeq and is a predicted model, not a curated record. The coding region runs from base 1 to 750 and encodes 249 amino acids.